GGCCAUCGGGUAUUAAAACACGGCCGAGAGAGCAGCGAUAGCGGAGAGACAACCGGCGUCCGCCGUGCCCUUGCUCUCUCUUCGCUAUCGAUCUCUUCAUCUCUCUCUCUUUGAUUCUAUUUUCGUGUGUGUUUCCUCUGCUUCAUUAUAAACUAGCAAGACGGAUUCCUCCUUCCCUCCAUUUUUUUACUCCCUGUGUGGCGCAGGUUGUUCUUCAUCUGGAGAUCUCCGCCUUCGAAGCUGCGUCUCUCCUUCGCCUUCGACCCUCCCCCUCCCCGUCGCCCCUUAAAUACCUUCGCCCACUCCCUCCUAACCACUUCCGCGCUCUCUCUCUCUCUCUCUCUCUCUCUCUCUCUCUCUCUCUCUCUCUUUCUCAUCUUGUGUUGCUGAUACGACUGGUUAUAGAUGAUGGCUCAGAAGCCACUAAUGCUCAAGGAUUACCUUGAGCUGGAGUGGAAUUCCGAGUCCAGUGGCGCUGGGUUCCGGUGCGUCCCGCGUCGAGCCAACGACGACGCCACCGUACGUUACCUACUGGAGGCGGACCUCCGCGGCGGUGGGGGAAGGAAGCUGCCGAGGACACCAUCCAUGAGCGCUUUGACGAAGAUCUCCGCUGUAUUCAACGCCGUUAGGCUUCUACCCUUCGCCGCAGCCGCCUCCUCCUCCCCAGACUCUGGCAGAUCCAGGCAGGAGGGAUCUCCGUCAAGAAGCCUCUCGGAGAGGCUGAAGGGAAGUUUCUGGAGAAGGAAAGGAAAAGAGGGGGAGGAGAACAGGGCGAAGGUGAGGGACAUCGUACGUCUGAGAUCGUUUGAGGAGGAGACUGGCGACGACCGGGCGUCGUUCGACUUCCCGUCCCCGGUCGUCAGCAGCUGCAGCAGCUUCUCAGAGUCCGACUCCUAUGGCUCGGGCUUCCUUCCGUCCUCCAUUGCCAGUUCCGAAACCACUGACGACGCGGCCACCACCGACACCACCGGAGACGUCAAGAAGCACUCACCGCGAGCAAGCCCAAGCCGCAACACCAAUGGGCUGAACAUCAUCGCCGAGGUCGCCGAAGCGAGCGUCGCCGGCCACCGCUGGGCGGCCAAGGCAACGGAGAGCCAGAGCGAGGAGUCGCCGGAAUGCCACUCGGAGGAGAAGGAACAGCUGAGUCCGUUGUCUGUGAUGGACUUCCCAUCCGAAGAAGACGAAGAAGAAGAGGAUGACACCACGUCGCCUUCCUUCCAUCACAGCCUCGCUAAACUCGAAAGAACGAAGCUGCAGCUGUUGCAGAAGAUCAGACGGUUCGAGUGCCUCGCCGAUCUGGACCCGAUCGAUCUGGACCGUCACUUCGCCUCGUCUGAUGACCGCUCCGAAUCCACCGACUGCGUCGCGUUGUCGGACGUGGACGACGAGGAGGCGGCCGUGAGGGGCUUACGAGAGAAGAAGGCGUGGGGCCUACUGGGAGAACUAAAGAACGACUACCACGUAGGCCGGGGAACGUGCGUCGAGAAGGUCUUGGUGGACUUCUUCAUCCAGGGGCUGACCUCCUCGGGCGACGACGCUGUUCCCGGCCGCCCGUCCUGGUGGAGGAACUCCAUCCUGCGCCGUGAUCCGGCAGAGCGGCCGAUGUUGGAAACUUCGAGGGAUUGGAUCGAGGGGAAGGGCUGCCGCGACCUGGACGACUACCACGGGGAGGCGACGCUGAGGGAGAUGGAGAGGAACGGGCGGUGGAUUUGCUUCGAGGAGGAGGAGGAGGCGGCGGAUGUGGAGGACCUGGUGCUGGGGUCCCUGAUGGAGGAGUUGGUGGUGGACUUAGCAUCAGAUUGAAUGAAGAUUCCAACUUGUGGUGGCGGUGACGGCUGUUGUAAUAAAUUAGUUGGUGAAGUCGUUGAGGAAGUUAACGUUCCAUAUAUGUCGCGGGUACAUACAGAGGCAGAGGGAGGCUGCAAAGCCCGCCAAUUUUGGGUGACGAGAAGACAUCGAAUGGCGGGCGGCAGAAAUGUUCUCUAUA
Messenger RNA from Musa acuminata subsp. malaccensis (wild Malaysian banana), 1987 nucleotides. RefSeq lists its product as uncharacterized. The record is from RefSeq and is a predicted model, not a curated record. Lineage: Eukaryota; Viridiplantae; Streptophyta; Magnoliopsida; Zingiberales; Musaceae.